GCUGCUUGUGUGGUGAUCGUCUGCUGCUGGGCCACUUGUGGUGAAGCCAAUCCCGUCUGGGCAGAAAAUGAAAAUCAGCUGGACCGGAACGAAGUUGUGUUUGAAGCCGGGGAACCGUUAACCGAUGAAGAAUUCAAUAGCGGUGUCCAGGGCAAAGCAGUUUUUAUAGACAACCACGGCACACAACCGUGGGAAAAACAACCAGGCAGUGGACUGCUGGGCGGCGACGGACUACCGGGAAACACGAAAAACGCCAAUAAAAAUACGGAUAUGAAAUGGCCGAAUGCGGAAGUUCCCUACGUCAUCUCCAGAAGUUUUUCGCCGGAAGAUCGUCGAGUCAUCGGAUCCGCUAUGGCAACGUACCAUCAAAGGACUUGCAUCCGUUUCGUGCCACGUCGUACCCAAAGCGACUACAUCAAAAUUAUUAAAAGCCAAGAAUCGAUUAACGGAUGGGCAAACAAUCCCGGGUGCUGGGCGCAAAAGGGAAGAGUUGGAGGCGCACAGGAAUUAAGUCUCGACGAUGGAUGUGUUCACGUAGCGACCAUCGUUCACGAACUGAUGCACGCUGUCGGAUUUGAUCACGAACAAGAGCGGCCUGACCAAGAGAAUUACAUCACCGUGAAUUUCGACAACAUUGAACCGAGAAAUCAUCAAUGGUUCACCCCGAAGCCGGCAGAUGAAGUUAACUCUCUCGGACGCUACGAUUUGAAUUCCGUCAUGCAUUACAGUGCAUACGCGUUCGCUGUUGAUUCCUCCAGGCCGACUAUAGAAGCCAAGGAUGGGAGAUCGACAUUGGGAAAUUCGAGGGGACUGACUUCGACGGACGUCCGAAAAUUGAAGGCGUUGUACUGCGGUUACUAA
Daphnia carinata is the source of this 861-nucleotide messenger RNA. RefSeq names its product zinc metalloproteinase nas-7-like. Gene Ontology annotation, biological process: proteolysis. The transcript has 8 exons. NCBI's taxonomy places the organism in Eukaryota, Metazoa, Arthropoda, Branchiopoda, Diplostraca, Daphniidae. Gene Ontology annotation, molecular function: zinc ion binding; metalloendopeptidase activity. Bases 271 to 861 code for a protein of 196 amino acids. The record is from RefSeq and is a predicted model, not a curated record.